Alternaria atra is the source of this 960-nucleotide messenger RNA. RefSeq lists its product as uncharacterized. NCBI's taxonomy places the organism in Eukaryota, Fungi, Ascomycota, Dothideomycetes, Pleosporales, Pleosporaceae. The record is from RefSeq and is a predicted model, not a curated record. Gene Ontology annotation, molecular function: cysteine-type endopeptidase activity. Gene Ontology annotation, biological process: proteolysis. The coding region runs from base 1 to 960 and encodes 319 amino acids. The transcript is spliced from 2 exons.
AUGUCUUACAGACGCAAGAAGAGUCUCCUCAUCGGCAUCAAUUAUGUCGGCAGCAGCCACGAACUGAAGGGCUGCCAUUCCGAUGUAGACAACAUGGCAGAAUUUCUUUCCUACCGUGGAUACACAAACUCACACAAAGACCGGGUCAUCUUGACUGAUCGUCCGGAAGUACCAUACGACUCACCCUACUUUCCUACAGGCCACAACCUCCUCGCAGCCAUGGAUUGGCUAGUUUCAGAACCUGGUUGCACGCUAUUUCUGCACUACUCUGGCCACGGCGGACAGAUUGCAGACGUAGACGGCAACCGGACUACGGGUAUGGAUGCUUCGAUCGUUCCUGUGGAUUUUGAACAGCGAGGUCAGAUCUCCAGUACCAUUCUACACGAACAUCUUGUCACGUAUAUGGCGCGUGAUUGUACACUCUUCGUCGUUAUGGACUGCUGCCACUCCGGUAGCGCGCUCGAACUACCUUAUGUCUACCGCUCUGACAGCGAUGGUCAAAUCAGUUUGAUGGAUAACCUGAAAGCUGGGCUUACGCUCGCAAACGAAGCUCGCGACAUCAUCUCCGGUGGCUUCUCCUAUAACAAAGUCGGUGAAGCGAGGGAGUUACUUGCAGGCGCCAGCACCUUCUUCAAAGGUCUGAAACAUUUUGGGGAAGAAGAGGAGGAAGGAUUGGAAAGCGGAGAAUUCGCGGGACAGUAUGGGAGCGAACGGAAGAUGGUAACUAUGUUUUCUGGCUGUAGAGAUGACCAGACCAGCGCCGAUGCGCGUAUUCAAGGAGAGCCUACGGGCGCUAUGACAUGGGCGUUCCUGGAAAUGAUGAAGAGCAGUCAGAAUCCGAGUUACGCAGAGACACUCAAGUUCAUAAGGAAGACGUUGGAUGAGAGUGACUACAAACAGAUUCCGCAGCUGAGCUCGGGAUUAGAUAUCGAUCUGGAUGAGAUGGCUUUGGUACUUUGA